This is a messenger RNA of Eruca vesicaria subsp. sativa (arugula), 729 nucleotides long. NCBI's taxonomy places the organism in Eukaryota, Viridiplantae, Streptophyta, Magnoliopsida, Brassicales, Brassicaceae. The record is from the annotation of a GenBank genome assembly.
AUGACUCGUCUAUGGAAGGAUCUGCCGGAGAAGAUCCACCACAAGGUCUCUGAGAAUUGGAUCAGCACUAUUCUCCUCCUCGCUCCCGUCAUCGGAACCUACUCCACCUUAAACACUUUACAACUUUCUUAUUCACAAGUUCAUGAUGAGGAAGAGGACCAUGAAAAUGAAUCCGAAGGAUCAUACAGUGAGAGUGAAGCCUCGGUGGACCAUCAUGGCAAUAACAUAAGUCCUGAUGACCUCAAAGCACGGUCCUCUAUUAAGAGAAGUGAUACUUUAAGCUCUGAAUCCAAAUCACCAAAAGGAAGUAUGAAGCCUCAAGUCACUAAGAAGCUUUCAUCUCGCCCUAACCGGUCUUCACUACCACGGCAUGAUGUGGCUUCUGCUAUGAAGGAACCGUCUGCAUUGUCCAAUGCAUCAGGAGAAAGUAAAAGGCAGUGGGGCCGUGCUCAUUUCUCAUCUUCUUGUGUGACUGAUGCAGAUCGAGAUUGUGUACAACUACGGUCUAGAAGACAACCCAUAAACCUUACUUCCCUGGUCUUUGAAUCAUCCUCCUACCUUGCGGGCGAAGCAAUCCUGAGACCUGAGGAGUUCCCUUGUUACCAGGAAUUGUUGGCUCACAUUCAGUUCCAGUUGGGUAAGUUCAGGCUAUGGAACAUCUCCUAUGUUCCCCUUGGUGGCAAUAGAUGUGCUCAUGAAAUAGCGCUCAGCGUCACACGAGAUCAAUGA